Rhinolophus ferrumequinum (greater horseshoe bat) is the source of this 2196-nucleotide messenger RNA. It is a transcript of the gene KYAT1, whose product is annotated as kynurenine aminotransferase 1. Gene Ontology annotation, cellular component: cytoplasm; mitochondrion. The coding region runs from base 177 to 1715 and encodes 512 amino acids. The transcript is spliced from 15 exons. The record is from RefSeq and is a predicted model, not a curated record. Gene Ontology annotation, molecular function: pyridoxal phosphate binding; L-kynurenine:2-oxoglutarate transaminase activity. Lineage: Eukaryota; Metazoa; Chordata; Mammalia; Chiroptera; Rhinolophidae. Gene Ontology annotation, biological process: biosynthetic process.
GCCAUGUUGCUUUGGGGCGGAAGUAGCCGAGCCUGGGCUCGGCCCCCUUAAAGGGACAGGGACGACUCUAACCUUCCGGGCGCCCUUGGUGACAAGCAGUGAAGCAGCCGAGGCGCAGCCAGCAAGCCAAAGUCACUCCAGCUGCAGCAGAAGAGGAAUCACUCUGCCCUAACAAGAUGUGGGACACUGCCAGCUCCCUGGACAGUUUCCCUAACGCUCAUCCUACUUACUCAUUCCAGGACAGUGGUACGAGCUUUGAAUUUACCACGGGGGUCCUUCUGUGCUUUUCUAGGACUCUUAACUUUGGAAGUCAUCAGUGCUCCAUGGCUCUAGGAGGCAUGUUCAGGAAUGCAGCAGCCACCUAUUUGCACCUGGUGGGGUCCCUCCAGAGAAAGAAGGCUGGAGCUUCACUCACCCGGUACUUGCACCAGACUCUCACCAUGCGGAAACGGCUGCAGGCUCGAAGGCUGGACAGGAUUGACCACAAUCCAUGGGUGGUGUUCACCAAACUGGCCAGUGAAUGUGAUGCCGUGAACUUGGGACAAGGCUUCCCUGACUUCCCGCCCCCGGACUUCGCCGUGGAAGCGUUUCAGCAAGCCAUCAGUGGAGACUUCAUGCUCAACCAGUACACCAGGGCGUUUGGUUACCCACCACUGACGAAGAUCCUGGCAAGUUUCUUUGGGAAGCUGCUGGGCCAGGAGAUAGACCCGUUUGAGAAUGUGCUGGUAACGGUGGGUGCCUACGGGGCACUGUUCACAGCCUUUCAGGCCUUGGUGGAUGAAGGAGACGAGGUCAUCAUCAUCGAGCCCUCUUUUGACUGUUAUGAGCCCAUGACAUUGAUGGCUGGGGGUCGUCCUGUGUUUGUGUCACUGAAGCUGACCCCCACGAAGGACCGGGAACUAGAUUCCAGCAGCGACUGGCAGCUAGACCCCACAGAACUAGCCAGCAAGUUCACUUCUCGAACCAAAGCCCUGAUCCUGAAUACACCCAACAACCCCCUGGGAAAGGUGUUCUCCAAGGCAGAACUGGAGCUGGUGGCCAGCCUGUGCCAGCAGCAUGACGUGGUGUGCAUCUCGGACGAGGUCUACCAGUGGCUGGUCUAUGAUGGGUGCCAGCACAUCAGCAUCGCCAGCCUCCCCGGCAUGUGGGAACGCACCCUGACCAUUGGCAGCGCUGGCAAGACCUUUAGUGUCACUGGCUGGAAGGUGGGCUGGGUCCUGGGCCCGAAUAGCCUCAUGAAGCACCUGCGCACUGUGCACCAGAACUCUAUCUUUCAUUGUCCCACGCAGAGCCAGGCCGCAGUAGCCCAGAGCUUCCAGCGGGAGCAGCUGCAUUUCGGCCAACCCAGCAGCUACUUCGUGCAGUUCCCACAGGCUGUCCAGCGCAAGCGUGACCACAUGAUACGGAGCCUACAGUCCGUGGGCCUGAGGCCUGUGAUCUCCCAGGGCAGCUACUUCCUCAUCACAGACAUCUCAGACUUCAAAAGGAGGAUGCCUGACUUGCCUGGUGCUGUGGACGAGCCUUAUGAUAGUCGCUUCGUCAAGUGGAUGAUCAAGAAUAAGGGCUUGGUGGCCAUCCCAGUCUCCGUCUUCUACAGCCAGUCACAUCAGAAGCACUUUGAUCACUAUAUCCGCUUCUGUUUUGUGAAGGAUGAAUCCACGCUCCAGGCCAUGGAUAAGAAGCUGCAGGAGUGGAAGGAUGAACUCGGGGCCUGACGUCACCCCCAGGGCCCUGUGUCACUUGGUUGGUCCCUGUACACUUUUCAGGGUUCUGUCUUUGUCCAGGUUUUAGCCAUUCCCAAGAUGGGGGUAGGUGGUACUGGGGUCCCCCUCUCUGUGACACAGAUGUCUGUAGGGAAGAGCCCUCCUUAGUCUUGGGGCAUUCAGGAGCACCUUCCCACGGUGUCUACAAUCCUGUUUUGGAGGUGAGGGAGGCCAGACCUGGGCCUCUCCCUGCCCCUCCCUCGGUCAAGUUUUAGGGUCUUGGGUCCCCUCUGGCCUCCCCAGACUUGGCUGGCACUCAACAGGCAGAGUCCAACAGUGUACUGGCCUUGAGUCCCAGCCCUGACCCCAGCCCUGUGCUGGCCCCAGCCAAGGCUCAGGUGUUCCUCCCUUUCCUUAUCUGAACUUUACCUUAGGAAGUUGCUUCAAGCCAGUACUUUUUGCCCAUAAUAAAAUUUUAAGUUAUUCAAACACU